UUUUAUGAUGUAAGUUGAAAUGUAAAGACGUCACCUGCAAUUCCCUCCAAGAAAAGCAAGUUUGGUACACAGAAUGUUUGGGGGUGUCAUGCUCAGAAAACCCUAAUUUAGCAAAUUCGUUAAUCAAUAUCUUCUGCUUCUGAAAAACUCGCCGAGUUAAGGUACGAUUUAUUUCUCUUCUGAGUUUCUUCAACGAUCUUCUAGUAUCUUCUCAGAAUAGAGAACCCACAAAACUUCAUUUUCAUAUUGUGUGAGUUUUGCUGUUAUUUGCGGAAAUAAUCUGGUUACAGAAAAGGAAAUAUUAAUUCAUGAAGUUUUUGAGGAUGAAUUUCUUCGGGUUUUAGGUCUGAAACUUGAUUUUUUUAAAAAAUAUUGAAAUAUGAUGGCUGCUUCAGUUUGCGAUGGUAGUGUAUCUAAUAAGCGUCCGACGAGAAGAACUGUAGGAUCCAAAAACUACGAUGAAAAACGUAUGGAUGAGUUAAUAGAAAACCAUAUAGGUAGUACGCCUAGGAAACGGAAUAAGACGAUGAAACAAAUGGAGAAAGAAACGGAAACCGAAGCUAUGGUUGCUUUAUCUUUAGGGUUUCCUAUUGAUGAAUUGCUCGAAGAGGAAAUUGAAGCUGGGGUUGUCAGUGAAUUAGAGGGAAAAGAACAAAAUGAUUAUAUUGUGGUUAGAAACCAUAUAUUGGUUAAGUGGAGGGAUAACGUUCAGGUUUGGCUUACGAAAGGAGAAAUCAGAGAAACUGUUAGUAAUGAGUACGGGAAAUUGAUUAAUUCAGCUUACGAUUUUCUCUUGCUUAAUGGAUAUAUUAACUUUGGGGUUUCACCUUCUAUUGCGUCCAACAUUCCAGAGGCAAGUAUUGGAUCUGUGAUUAUUGUUGGUUCUGGAUUGUCUGGAUUAGCUGCAGCUAGGCAGCUUUUAGCUUUCGGUUUCAAGGUUGUUGUUCUUGAAGGUAGAAAGAGGCCUGGUGGCAGAGUGUAUACUGAAAAAAUGGGAUUAAAGGAUAAUUUUGCAGCGGUUGAUCUAGGUGGUAGUGUUAUUACAGGUGUGCACGCCAACCCUCUUGGAGUUCUGUCAAGGCAAUUGUCUGUGCCACUUCACAAGGUCAGAGAUAAGUGUCCUUUAUACAAGUCUGACGGAUCCUCUAUUGAUGAGGCGAUAGAUUCCAAGGUGGAGAACGUGUUCAAUAAGUUACUCGAUAAAGCCACUGAAUCGAGAAAUAUCAUGGGUGAAUCUGCUAAUGAUAUUUCUCUGGGAUCUGCCUUGGAGACAAUCAGAGAGUUGUAUGGUGCAAUUCAAAGUCCUGAAGAAAGACAACUUCUUGAUUGGCAUCUAGCAAACUUGGAAUAUGCAAAUGCUGGAUGUCUUUCAGAUCUUUCAUUUGCCUACUGGGAUCAGGACGAUCCUUAUGAAAUGGGUGGGGAUCACUGUUUCCUUCCUGGAGGUAAUAGAGUUCUGGUUAAGGCGCUGUGUGAGAAAAUCCCUAUCUGCUAUGAAAAGACUGUUCACACUAUUCGGUACGGUAAUGAAGGUGUUGAGGUGGUAGCUGGCGAUCAAGUAUUUCAAGCAGAUAUGGUCCUUUGUACAGUGCCACUUGGGGUCUUGAAGAAAAGAACCAUCAAAUUUGAACCAGAGUUACCCCAAAGAAAACUCGAUGCUAUUGGCAGGCUGGGUUUUGGUUUGCUAAAUAAGGUUGCCAUGGUUUUCCCUCAUGUGUUUUGGGGGGAAGAUCUUGACACAUUUGGUUAUCUUAAUGAAGAUACUCGUCGACGCGGGGAAUUCUUUUUGUUCUACAGCUACCAUACAGUUUCUGGUGGUCCACUUCUCAUUGCUUUGGUUGCAGGAGAAUCUGCAUAUACCUUUGAAUCCACAAAUCCGUCUGUUCUUCUUCACCGUGUUAUGAGCAUCCUGAGAGGUAUCUUUUCUCCAAAGGGCAUUGAUGUGCCAAAUCCAAUCCAAACAAUGUGCACCAAAUGGGGCAGUGAUCCUCUUUGCCUGGGUUCAUACUCUCAUGUUAGAGUUGGGUCAUCUGGCGAGGAUUACGAUAUUCUAGCCGAAAGUGUGGGAGACCGACUAUUCUUUGCUGGUGAAGCAACCAUUAGGCAGCAUCCAGCAACUAUGCAUGGUGCUUUCUUGAGUGGCUUAAGAGAAGCUGCAUGCAUUCUGCGUGCCACAAAGACUGAUCAUAUUAAGUGCACUCAGAAGAAUGUGGGACCAUCCAAUGAACUUCUCGUUGAUCUGUUUUCAAAGCCUGAUCUGGAGUAUGGAAAUUUCUCAUACAUUUUUGAUCCUUCAGAGAAAGACCCAAAAUCUAUGGGGAUUAUGAGAGUUACUAUUGGUAAGCCCAAUAAUCCCCAGCAAGAAGGCGAUGUCACUCACCUGUCUGAGAAACUACCAUUACCUUUAUAUAGUAUGUUAACUCGAGCACAGGAACAACAAAUACAGUUGAUGGCUGGUGAAGAUGAAAGUAAGUUGAAAUCUUUGCACAGGCAUUUAGGAUUGAAGCUCAUGGGACCUUGCGGUUUGGGCAGUUUGGGUAACUCUUUGGCUGGUAGGAUUGCUAAUGCUCGCAGAGGUCGGGGAAGAUAUCGACAACCAAAGGUUGUCUAGAAUUCCAAUUCAUAUUACUGUUAUAGGCUCUUCAUUUCUGUGCAUGAAAUUUUUUAAUGUGUACAUGUUUUGAUGAUAGGUCAUGUUUAGUCUGGUAGUGGAAAGUAUUUUUGGGAUCUAACUGAUUGUAGGAAUUGAACUUUUGAUAUUAAAUUUUUUAA
Molecule: messenger RNA, 2772 nt
Organism: Papaver somniferum (opium poppy)
Lineage: Eukaryota; Viridiplantae; Streptophyta; Magnoliopsida; Ranunculales; Papaveraceae
Product: lysine-specific histone demethylase 1 homolog 2-like
Exons: 2
Coding region: 380-2611 (743 amino acids)
Molecular function (GO): oxidoreductase activity; protein binding
Source: RefSeq, a predicted model, not a curated record